Nomascus leucogenys (northern white-cheeked gibbon) is the source of this 213-nucleotide messenger RNA. Its product is annotated as beta-defensin 131A. Gene Ontology annotation, cellular component: extracellular region. NCBI's taxonomy places the organism in Eukaryota, Metazoa, Chordata, Mammalia, Primates, Hylobatidae. Gene Ontology annotation, biological process: innate immune response. The record is from RefSeq and is a predicted model, not a curated record.
AUGAGGGUCUUGUUUUUUGUCUUUGGAGUCCUUUCCUUGAUGUCCACAGUUCCUCCAGCCAGAAGCUUCAUUUCUAAUAAUGAAUGUCCUUCAGAAUAUUAUCACUGCAGACUGAAGUGCAACGCUGAUGAACAUGCAAUUAGAUAUUGUGCCGACUUCAGCAUCUGCUGCAAACUGAAGAUCAUUGAAAUUGACGGACAAAAGAAGUGGUGA